Messenger RNA from Trypanosoma conorhini, 999 nucleotides. RefSeq lists its product as uncharacterized. The transcript has a single exon. The record is from RefSeq and is a predicted model, not a curated record. Bases 1 to 999 code for a protein of 332 amino acids. NCBI's taxonomy places the organism in Eukaryota, Euglenozoa, Kinetoplastea, Trypanosomatida, Trypanosomatidae.
AUGAAGGCGUCAUUCUGCAAUAGCUGUGUGGGUCUUUCGUGUGUUCAUGGGGAUGUGAUGAACAGUGGCAAGGCAUGGGCUUCUCCGCAACAAGCCUUUUUCCCCUUUUGUGCCUCUGCGAUUGGUACAAGACGCCCCUCUUCCUUCAUUUUUUCUUUUCCCAGUCUUUCCAUCACUCUUCCAAACUCUGUUUUGCUCCAGCUUUGCGGCAGUGGCGUCGGGGCGUAUGCGGCCCCGGUAGUUCUGUGCCUCUCUCUCUCUCUUUUCCCGCCCCAUCUGGCUUGCGUCUGCGUCGCCGCACGAAUACUUGAGCGCCAACGUCGGAUUGUAGGUGUUGUGUCCGGGGACACGCUCGCCUCACCGACGAGUUUGCUGCAACACCUGCGUGCACAAUGGCGUACUGCAGGUGUACUGCAGGCCGGCGGAGAAGAGCGGUGUCUGGUACUGGAGCCUCGCCGCAAGGAUGUGCGAGAGGCGGGAUCGGCGGAGCCAGCGACGGAUUUUCUGCACAUUACUUUUCAGCUUCUCACCUCGCCACCGCAGACGCUCGUUACUGACGUGGAUGCCAUCCUGCUGGGUUUCUCCCCAUCGCACCCCUUGUCGUUUCAGCACCUCGGGGAGGUUUGGUGGCCGAUUUUUGUCCACUUGCGGCGACUGCCACUUUUACUUGUGGUCGCGGAAAUGAAGCUGCUUGUUAUGCCAGAGGCUCAGCGAAGCAUGCGCGAGCGUUGCAUCCAGCAAAUAAGCGUGCAUGAUGUAGCGUCUGCGGCGCAGCCUACUGCUGUGCCGCCGGAGCAUAUUCUCCCCGUGCCACUGGGCCGUCCUGGGCCCCUGUACGCGAACACACGCACACCUCCUGGCACGUUGCUUGCGCAUCUCUGCAACACGCUCCUAUGCACCUGUGGUUCCGUCCCGGGAGGGGAGACUCAAUUCUUGCCUCUUCAACUGCGCUGGGAGGCGACACCUAGCGAGGCAGCUGCGUUUCAGCUCGAGGCUUAA